CAUAACAUAACGGGAAAAACAAAAGAGUUGAGAGGAUACAAACCGCAGAGUAUCGAGAAAUACUAAAAGAUAUAUCCCCUAUGCAUAUAUCUUCGGAUAUAUUCAAGUGCCAGUGCCCGAGAAUCUGUUUUUUUACGGUGUUGCCAGUGCCAAAACAAAACAAAGUCCAAACCAAACAAUAAACAUCGCAUAAAAAAAAAACAAAAAUUCGAAACGAAAACCCCCUCCCUUUGGAAUACCGUUUAAAGAAAUAUAUAGAGUCUGGAUCCCGAUCUCGAUCUGUGCAUCUUGAUCCAAAAACAAGUUGCCAUUGGAAUAUAACUAAACGACGACGACUACGACGGACGCCGCUUUUGCUUCUAGUUUUGUUUGUGUUUUUUUUUCGAUACAACCAUCAAAAGCGAUAACUUUGCAAGGAAGACAAGUGAAACCAACGCAGCAGAUCCUAGGGCUAAAGCUAGGACCUAGCGAUUAUCCUUGGGGAUACUAAAUAUAUAUUUUAUUCGGAAUACCGGCGGCGCAAAGACACAGCUUCACCGUGGCGCUACAUUCCACCGAGGCCCUGAUGGCGGCGGGCUUCCUCAAGUCGGGCGACCUGGGCCCACAUCCGCACAGCUAUGGCGGUCCACAUCCGCACCAUUCGGUGCCCCAUGGACCAUUGCCGCCUGGCAUGCCGAUGCCAUCGCUGGGUCCCUUCGGUCUCCCACAUGGACUGGAGGCCGUUGGGUUCUCCCAAGGUAUGUGGGGAGUGAACACAAGAAAACAGCGUCGCGAACGCACCACAUUCACACGCGCCCAAUUGGAUGUUUUGGAGGCUCUUUUUGGCAAGACACGUUAUCCGGACAUCUUUAUGCGCGAAGAAGUGGCUCUCAAAAUCAAUCUGCCCGAAUCCAGAGUACAGGUGUGGUUCAAAAACCGACGCGCCAAGUGCCGACAGCAGCUCCAGCAGCAGCAGCAAUCCAAUAGCCUGAGCAGCUCCAAGAAUGCCAGCGGCUCCAGCGGCGGCGGAAGCUGCAGUAGUUCAUCCAAUAGCCGCAAUGGCAGCAACAACAACAACGGCUCACAGAGCGGUGGAUCCGGCAAUAGCAAAUCGGGCCAGAAGCAGAGCCACGCCCACGCCCAGUCACAGUCCAGCCAGGGCCAGAGCGGCAGCGGCGGAGGCGUAGGGGCAGGCGGUUCUUCCAGCGGCAGCAGCAACUCGGCGGCGGCAGCAGCGGCGGCCAAUGCAGCGGCAGCGGCAGCGACUCAAUCGCUCAAAUCGCAUCACAACUCAUUCCUGAGCGCUGCGGCAGCGGCGGCGGCAAAUAGCAGCGGGAACGGUGGCGGUGGAGGAGGAGGAGGCGGUGGUGGCGGUAACGGUGGAUCCACGCCCAACAGCAGCAGCAGCAGCAGCGGCGGGGGCGGCGGUGGCGGCGGUGGAGCCGGAAGUCACCUCUCGGCAGCAGCAGCGGCGGCAGCCCUGAAUGUAACGGCAGCGCAUCAGAACUCCUCGCCACUGCUGCCCACACCGGCCACGUCAGUGAGUCCGGUGAGCAUUGUGUGCAAGAAGGAGCAUCUCUCCGGCGGCUAUGGCGGCGGUUCAGGUGUUGGCGGCAGCUCUGGCUCCUCGGGCGUGGGCGUGGGCGUUGUCGGUGGCCUCAAUUUGGGCGGCGUUGGCGUUGGCGUCGGUGUGGGCGGUGUGGGUGUGUCACAGGAUCUAUUGCGGUCCCCGUACGAUCAGUUGAAGGAUGCCGGUGGCGAUAUUGGUGCCGGUGGUGUGCAUCAUCAUCACAGCAUCUAUGGCUCGGCGGCGGGCGGCAGCAAUCCGCGACUGCUCCAGCCGGGUGGCAACAUAACGCCCAUGGAUAGCAGCAGCAGCAUUACGACUCCAUCGCCACCGAUUACACCCAUGUCGCCACAAUCGGCGGCCGCAGCGGCGCAUGCCGCACAGUCGGCCCAGUCCGCCCAUCAUUCCGCUGCCCAUUCGGCGGCCUAUAUGUCCAACCAUGACUCGUACAACUUCUGGCAUAAUCAGUAUCAGCAGUAUCCCAAUAACUAUGCCCAGGCGCCCAGCUAUUACUCACAGAUGGAGUACUUUAGCAACCAGAAUCAGGUCAACUAUAAUAUGGGACACUCGGGCUACACGGCCUCCAAUUUUGGCCUAUCGCCAUCGCCGUCCUUCACCGGCACCGUAUCCGCGCAGGCCUUCUCCCAGAACAGCCUGGAUUACAUGUCGCCGCAGGAUAAGUACGCGAAUAUGGUGUAGAAUCUACUCUUGCAGUACUGCGGCGGCAGCACCAAUAAUACCAAUACGA
Molecule: messenger RNA, 2294 nt
Organism: Drosophila serrata
Lineage: Eukaryota; Metazoa; Arthropoda; Insecta; Diptera; Drosophilidae
Gene: oc
Product: homeobox protein OTX2
Biological process (GO): regulation of transcription by RNA polymerase II
Cellular component (GO): nucleus
Molecular function (GO): DNA-binding transcription factor activity, RNA polymerase II-specific; RNA polymerase II cis-regulatory region sequence-specific DNA binding
Source: RefSeq, a predicted model, not a curated record